This is a messenger RNA of Macrosteles quadrilineatus (aster leafhopper), 489 nucleotides long. RefSeq lists its product as uncharacterized. Lineage: Eukaryota; Metazoa; Arthropoda; Insecta; Hemiptera; Cicadellidae. The transcript has 2 exons. The record is from RefSeq and is a predicted model, not a curated record. Bases 76 to 447 code for a protein of 123 amino acids.
CUGAUGAACAGGUGCAGUAGGUGUAUAUAAGACCUCAUCAACAUCUCCAAAGCAUCAAUCUACACACAUCUCAACAUGAGGACUGCCGUAGCUGUUGCCUUCUUCGCCCUUCUCUCCGUUGCCUUGGCCGCUUCGGUCCAAGAGAAGAAGUCUGACCAGUCUCAGUACAAGUCAGCUAAGUCUGCAGCUUCUGAAGGUGCCGAGAGUUUGGCUGUGGCUGAUGCUUUUGGAAACAAAUACGUGAAGGCCACCACUGAGCAAGACGCUUCUGCCAGCACCAGGGAAGGUUCAGCUAAGAGCGACAGCUACAAAUACGCUGAUGCUUUCGGCAACAAGGUCCAGGCCAGCAAGACCAAGAAGUCUGUGUCUGCCUCUGACAACACCUCCUCUGCUUCCACCAGCUACGAGGCUAAGGUCGCUGCCCCCAAGCCCUGCGGAUGCUUGUAAAUGUCUGAGAUUGAUCAUUAAAUAACAAAAAAGUACUAAAAA